AUGUAUGAGUGUAAAAAGUAUCUCGCUUCUGGUAAUACAUUUACGGAUUUACAUUAUACAUAUAGAAUGGGAAUUUCUACUAUCAGUGGAAUAGUGGAGCAAGUCUGUGAUAGCAUCUGGAAUUUAAAAGUUGAAUGUAUGCCUACCUUAACAGAAGAAAAGUGGAUAACAAUUGCAUCUGAAUUUGGAAAUAUCACAAAUUUCCCAAAUUGUAUCGGAGCUUUAGAUGGUAAGCACGUAAGAGUUAUAAAACCUAUGCAAAGUGGUUCGUUAUUUUAUAACUACAAACAUUAUUAUUCGAUUGUUUUAAUGGCAAUUUGUGACGCCAAUUACUGUUUCACGUACGUUGAUAUUGGAGCUCAAGGUAAAUAUGGCGAUUCUAGUGUUUUUAGACAUGGUAUGUUUUACAAGAAGCUUGAAAAUGAUUCGAUUCCAAAUCAAAGACCACUACCUGGAGAUAACACAAAUCAAUCAUUGCCAUUUGUAAUUGUUGCUGAUGAAGUUUUGGUGUAUCUCGAUCUAUUUAAAGACCGUACGCCAGGAGUAAUCUUAACUACAAAAAGAAAAUAUUUAACUAUCGAUUAUCAAGAGCGCGACGAUACAUCGAGUCAACAUUUGGGAUUUUAUCCAACAAGUGGAGAAUUUUACAUAGGCCGUUGA
Metopolophium dirhodum (rose-grain aphid) is the source of this 660-nucleotide messenger RNA. RefSeq lists its product as uncharacterized. Lineage: Eukaryota; Metazoa; Arthropoda; Insecta; Hemiptera; Aphididae. The transcript is spliced from 3 exons. The coding region runs from base 1 to 660 and encodes 219 amino acids. The record is from RefSeq and is a predicted model, not a curated record.